AUGUCCGCAAACCCAGGUCCCCAGGAGGCCCCGUACGAGUAUUCGAGUCAGUCCCCAGUGGAUGUUGAUCCCAAUGUGGAGGAAGAUUACAAUGCUGCAGACGAUUCGCAGUCCGACUUGACCUCUCUUCGAAGUAGUAUCACGGAUUACUAUUUUGAGAACGGGCGCCGUUAUCAUGCAUUUCAUGCGGGAGCUUACUGGGGCCCGAACGACCAACAAGCGAUCGAUCAUAUGGAGAUAGCGCAUUAUCUAUACAAUGUCAUUCUGCGAGGCCAGCUGUAUUUAGCACCGAUUCCGCAGAACCUGGAUGCUGUCUUGGAUGUUGGUACGGGAACUGGUAAUUGGGCCAUUGAAUUCGCCGACAUGCACCCAUCCGCCCUGGUCAUCGGUACAGACCUCUCCCCGAUCCAACCCUCAUUCGUCCCACCAAACCUCCAAUUCGAAGUCGACGAUUGUUGUGAUCCGUGGCUGUUCCGAAAAGACUACUUCGACUACGUCCAUGUUCGUGGGCUGUACGGCUGCGUGGCGGACUGGGGUGCAUUCUACAAAGAAGCGUACAGCCAUAUCAAGCCGGGCGGGUAUAUCGAACAGCUUGAGCAAUCCGUGGUACCAAAAUCCGACGACGGCACGACCGACGGCACUAUCUUCGAGGAGUGGGGAAAAGUGUCGCUUUCAGCUGGCGAUGCCUUUGGAAAGACGCUGCGAAUCGUUGAUGAAUCCCGCAAUGGGUUGAUCGCCGCUGGUUUCGUCGAUGUGGUUGAGAAGAGGUACAAGGUUCCGUUCGGGCCUUGGGCUAAAGAUCCCCAUAUGAAGUUGCUGGGAAAAUUGAAUCGGAUGCAUACUGAAGAGGGGAUUGAGGGAUACACAAUGAUGCUCUUCACUAAAUUCCUGGGUUGGACUCGGGAGGAAGUUGAGGCCUUCCUUGACCGGAUGCGUAAAGGACUGCAUGAUCCUAGCAUUCAUCCUUAUCAGGAGGUUAACGUGGUAUACGGAAGAAAGCCGGAGAGCCAAUCGAAUUGA
Aspergillus affinis is the source of this 1020-nucleotide messenger RNA. Its product is annotated as class I SAM-dependent methyltransferase. Lineage: Eukaryota; Fungi; Ascomycota; Eurotiomycetes; Eurotiales; Aspergillaceae. The transcript is spliced from 9 exons. Gene Ontology annotation, molecular function: methyltransferase activity. The record is from RefSeq and is a predicted model, not a curated record. The coding region runs from base 1 to 1020 and encodes 339 amino acids.